This is a messenger RNA of Desarmillaria tabescens, 676 nucleotides long. RefSeq lists its product as uncharacterized. The record is from RefSeq and is a predicted model, not a curated record. NCBI's taxonomy places the organism in Eukaryota, Fungi, Basidiomycota, Agaricomycetes, Agaricales, Physalacriaceae. The transcript has 4 exons. Bases 251 to 676 code for a protein of 141 amino acids.
CCGGCAAAUCCUUUACUCCAACCCAGUUACCCAAAAUUCAGUCUCUCCUGCGUUCUCAUCUCUCCUUGUCCCAACGCCUCAUCAUAAGGGCAGCUGAACCUUCAAUCCACCCUAUAAUAACACCAAUACCCUCCCCUAACGACGAAUCUAUGCUAAAAAGGCCCAGUCAACGUCGUUCCUCAAACUAAGCUCUCAACAACCACUCACCAACCCAACCGACGUCACCGAACACAAAAAAUGCCAAGAAAAAAUGAAAUCAACGAUGAGAUGGGACUGUGCUGACGCAUCUGCAAAUGCUUCUAGACAUGUGACGCUCGCCUUACUCGCCAACAUCCGUGUCCAAGGUCAGGAACCGGAAGACAUCGCCAUGGUCGGGUUUCAAGAUGGGAAUAUGCUCAUGGUGAGAGGACAGGCAGGAUACACACGGACAUUGAGGAUCCUCGUGCUCAAGCCGACGCUAGAUGCCAAGUCGUCGGUCAUCGCUGUUGCAGGGAAAAAGGCGGAGGAAGCCCGUGUGCAGUGUCGCAAGUUCCGUGCUCCAACAGACGAGUGUGAAGAAGGUUCCUUCCUAUCCUUUCAAGAUCUGCUCGACAAGUACGUUGCCGAGAUUGACAAGAUCCUGGUGGACAUGAAGACGAUGCUAGGGGUUCAGACAUUCAUCGAUAAUAGAGGGUAA